Molecule: messenger RNA, 1665 nt
Organism: Ustilaginoidea virens
Lineage: Eukaryota; Fungi; Ascomycota; Sordariomycetes; Hypocreales; Clavicipitaceae
Exons: 5
Coding region: 1-1665 (554 amino acids)
Biological process (GO): single strand break repair; double-strand break repair
Cellular component (GO): nucleus
Molecular function (GO): 3'-tyrosyl-DNA phosphodiesterase activity; single-stranded DNA binding; double-stranded DNA binding
Source: RefSeq, a predicted model, not a curated record
AUGACUGAGCUGCCACCGUGCACCGCCACGCCUCAUGGGCUUGCCACCACGGGCCACCCUAAAGAAACCGUUCUGCAACCUUUUGGCCCAUACUUGCGAAUUACCAUGAUGGACGCAUUUCGCAAACGGGAACGAGCGGAGGAUAUGGGUCAAGAAGAACAGCCAUCAUCGUUGCGUACCCCUGUUAGUCCUCCCCGAAAGAGUCGGCGUCUGGAGGUGGCGCAUUGGAAAUCUCCCUGGCAGUUAACUCGGAUCCGGGAUCUGCCGGAACAUGUCAACCGAGAUGCUGUCAGUCUCAAAGAUAUUCUCGGCGACCCCCUGAUCACAGAGUGCUGGGAAUUCAAUUAUUUGCAUGACAUAUCGUUCUUGAUGGACGCCUUUGAUCCAGAUACGAGACAUCUAGUAGAUGUGCAUGUUGUGCAUGGAUUUUGGAAACAAGAAGAUUUGAAUAGAGCGACAAUUUCCGUGGAGGCAGCUCGACAUGGUAACGUGAAACUUCACGUCGCCCCAAUGCCCGAGAUGUUUGGCACCCACCACUCCAAAAUGAUUAUAUUGUUUCGCAACGACGAAACUGCACAAGUCAUCAUACACACGGCCAAUAUGAUUGCCAAGGACUGGACCAACAUGACCAAUGCGGUAUGGAGGUCACCCCGGUUGCCGAAAAUGGAUGACGAGACUGAAAAGGCCGCCCUUCCCAAGGACUAUGCCGACCUACGGAUCGGCGGCGGAGAACGAUUCAAGGCUGACCUUGUCAACUAUUUGAGAUCAUACGACCGUAGGAAAGUCACAUGUGGGCCGCUCGCAGACAAGAUCAGUCACCAUGACUUUUCUGCUGUCAAUGCAGCAUUAAUAGCAAGUGUUCCUGGAAAGCAUCCCACAAAUGACUUGUCAAAGACGGCCUUUGGUUGGGCUGCGAUCCAAAGAUGUCUUCAAACUGUAAGAUGCAAACCUAGCGUCUCGGAAAUCGUCAUUCAGGUGUCAUCCAUCGCAACCCUGGGUGCCAAUGAUACGUGGCUUCAGAAAACACUCUUUGAAUCUUUGAAAACUUGCAAGGAUGAGCCUGCGCAGAGACCAGUUUUCAAGAUUAUAUUUCCCACAGCAGACGAGAUUAGAGAAUCUCUUGAUGGCUAUUCGUCGGGCGGAUCGAUUCAUACCAAGAUACAAUCACCUCAACAAGUCCAGCAACUACGCUACCUACGACCAAUGUUGCACCACUGGGCAAAUGAUAGUCGGAAUGGGAUAUCUUUGCCUCCGGAAAGUAGAAUGAAGAAUGGUGGGCGGAACAGAGCUGCUCCACAUAUCAAGACAUACAUUCGAUAUAACAACGUGAACUCGAUUGACUGGGCACUUCUCACAUCCGCCAAUCUCUCCAAACAAGCAUGGGGCGGAGAAAGUGUCAAGUCAACCGGGGAGACGAGAAUAGCGUCUUGGGAAAUCGGGGUUCUGCUAUGGCCCGCGCUAUUUGGCAGCAACGCUUCGAUGGUGGGCACAUUUCAGUCGGAUUUUCCUGGGGGAGACGACUCUGCAAACGAGACUGGCGCAGAUUUGAUUGGAUUGAGAAUCGCUUACAGCCUUCCUUUGCAGAGGUACAGUCAAGAAGAAAUUCCAUGGGUUGCGUCGAACAACCAUCCCGAACCGGACUGUUUUGGCCAGAAAUGGAUGUAG